Entrophospora sp. SA101 is the source of this 1749-nucleotide messenger RNA. The record is from the annotation of a GenBank genome assembly. Lineage: Eukaryota; Fungi; Glomeromycota; Glomeromycetes; Entrophosporales; Entrophosporaceae.
AUGGGAAAUUGUGCAUCUUUAUCCUCAGAUAAACAACUCAAGGAAACUGGUAUUAGUUCUCAAUCUUACCAUACUGACAAUAAUGAUAAGUUAUCAAAUGUAAAUGUAAUUUGUCAUACUGGUCAUAUUGGAAUUGUUGAAUUACGUAGUGGAAAAGUGGAUGUAGGUGGAGAAUUUUUAUCUCUAAAAGAAGAAAGCUAUAUUGAUAGUUAUAAUCCUUCGACUGGAAAGGUUCAUGCAAAAAUUCCAGAUUCUAGUAAACAAGAAAUAGAUCAAGCAGUACACGCUGCUCAAAAAGCAUUUUUAAAAUGGUCAAAAACAUCAGUACAAAUCAGAUCAAAAAUUAUGUACAAAAUAGCAGAUUUACUUGAAGCUAGAUUAAAUGAAUUUGCUGAAGCUGAAGUACAAGAUCAAGGCAAAACUAUUACUUUUGCAACCAAUGUUGACAUUAAUAGAUCGAUCUAUAAUUUUAGAUAUUUUGCUGGUUACAUUCUUCACACACAAGAAAAAGCUCAUGUGUUGGAUGGUGUUUCAUUAAGCUAUGUUCAAAGAUAUCCUAUUGGCGUAGCUGGAUUGAUUUCCCCUGAAUCUGGUUUACCUGAUGGUGUUGUUAAUAUUGUGUUUGGAUCAGGAUCAAAUGCAGGUCAAGCUUUAGUUUCUCAUCCAAAAGUUCCAUUAAUCUCAUUCACAGGAGGAACUGUGACUGGAAAAAAGGUUCUUGAAACGAGUGCGCCAUUUUUCAAAAAACUUUCAUUGGAACUUGGUGGAAAAAAUCCCAAUAUAAUUUUUGAUGAUUGCGAUUUUGAUAAUGCUGUUGACACAAGUAUUAAAGCAGCUUUUAGUAAUCAAGGAGAGAAAUUGAUUGUUGGCGAUCCUAAAGAUUCCAGAACUCAAGUUGGUGCAUUGGUUAGUAAACAACAUAUGGAAAAAGUGCUUGGAUAUAUUGAGUUAGCAAAACAAGAGGGUGGUGUUAUUGAGUGUGGUGGUAAACGUAAAUUGAUGGAUGAUGGUGAAUUGUGUGGAGGUUAUUUCGUUGAGCCAACAGUUAUCACAAAUGUUAAGCCAUCUUGUCGUGUAGCACAAGAAGAGAUUUUUGGACCUGUUGUGACUAUUCAUACAUUUGAAAGUGAGGAAGAAGUUAUAGAGUAUGCAAAUGAUACUGAAUAUGGUUUAAGUUGCUCGGUAUGGAGUGGAAAUGGUAAACGUGCAAGGCGUGUUGCUGAAGCAAUACAAGCGGGAACUGUAUGGGUAAAUUGUUGGUUGAUUAGAGAUCUGGGAUUGCCAUUUGGUGGAGUAAAAAAAAGCGGUAAUACAACUUUUGCAUUACCUAAAUUCUCAAUUACAUCUGAUAACAAUAAUAAACGUGACGAAAUACAACCUUUACCAUUAGGAGUGGGUACAGGAGCACAAUUAUAUGAUGGAGAACUACCAUUAUCGUGUGGUGGGCCAAAAUUUAUUGAAAGUGGUGGUGAAGCAUAUGACAAUAAUUAUGAAUAUUGUAGCCAAGAAAGCCAUUCGGUUCAAUGCUGUGAUGAUUGCAGCGAACAACUAUCAUGGUCUAAUCAAGGUGAAAAUUCUUAUAUGGUUGCCUGCCGGCGCGAUCCUUUAUAUAUGAGUUAUUGUGAUCAAUCUAUGGAUGAUUACCAAGGAGCUGGUUGUCAUAAUAAUCAAUAUGCUGAAAGUUGUGAUGAACAAAAUAAUGUUUUGUAUGGUGAUGGUUAUCAAAAUUCUUGUAAUAUAAUUCAAUAA